Molecule: messenger RNA, 639 nt
Organism: Eimeria acervulina
Lineage: Eukaryota; Apicomplexa; Conoidasida; Eucoccidiorida; Eimeriidae
Exons: 4
Coding region: 1-639 (212 amino acids)
Source: RefSeq, a predicted model, not a curated record
AUGCUGAUAAAUCUCCAUGGUACCGCCGUAGCACCACCACCCGCAGCUGCAACAGCAGCAGCAGCAGCAGCAACCGCAGCAGCAGCAGCAGCAGCAACGCUGCUGCUGCACAAGCUGAGCUGCUCGGGUGCAGCAGCGCAGCAGCUCUUCUCUAGAUCCACUCUUCUAGAAAAGGUUGCGUUGGGGCCCCACACUUCAUCAUGGUCCGCAGCGAGCAGCAGCACAUGCAGCGCACAACAGCGCGGCGCUCUCCAUACCCCCUUCGGGGCAGCCACGGGGGUGGGCCCCAGGGGGGCCCCCAAGGGGGGCCUCAGGGGGGCCCUCAGGGGGGCCCCCAAGGGGGGCCUCAGGGUGGCCCUCAGGGGGGCCCCCAAGGGGGGCCCCAAGGGGGCCCCCAGGGGGGCCCCCACGACCGUCUGGGAGCAGAAGGUCGCAACUGUUACGGUGCAAACAACACGCAGACUGCAGGUCGCUCAACGGACGGCCGCAGGCAUGGGGGGGCCCCUGGGGGCCCCCAAGGUGUUGAGGAGGGGCCCCAGGGGUCUGGAGGCUUUCAAACGGAUGCACAGAUUACAGCAGCAAGAGAAGCAGCAGCAGGAGAAGCAGCAGCAGCAACAGGGCCUGUCCCUCGCGCUCUAG